Molecule: messenger RNA, 2164 nt
Organism: Acanthoscelides obtectus
Lineage: Eukaryota; Metazoa; Arthropoda; Insecta; Coleoptera; Chrysomelidae
Source: the annotation of a GenBank genome assembly
GGUAUUCAGGAUUGUGAAAAAAAAGAUAACACAUUGUACGACUGAUAUUUACCAAAAUUUCAGUGAGUGGUUUCAAGCCUGACUUCUCGAUGGAGAUGUGAAGAUGAUAUAAAAAAUAAAAGCAGGUUCUGAACAACGUUCAUCGGUACUCAUAAUAACUGACUAGAUUACAGAAUUGAUAUGUUAAUCAGUGAUUACAGUAAUUACAACAGAAACAUGCCUACAAUUAUCGAUUGUUAAUAUCGAUCUUUUAAAUUUAUUUUAAUGAAAACUUGCAGCUAGCAGAUUAUAUCAGUCUAGUAUUGGUUGCGAUGUUAGCAAUCGCGGGGAUUGUACUUUUAGCUGUCUGUAUGUUUGCUUUCCCUGAAAAUUCAUCCAGAUCCGGAGAUGGCAAGACUCUACAGCUAAUCCAUAUUGUAAUGCGUCAUGGUGCCAGAACCCCAGCCAGUACUUACCCUAAUGAUCCCUACGAAAACGAAACAUUUUACCCUGUUGGAUGGGGCCAGCUCACCAAUGAAGGAAAACUUCAACUCUACGAAAUCGGCCAGUUUCUCCGCAAUCGCUACGGCAAAUUUUUGGGAACCCUCUAUUCACCGCACAUGUACUACACACAAUCUACAGGGGUGGACAGAACUAAGGCCAGCAUGCAAAUGGUGAACGCAGGAUUAUGGCCGCCUGUGGGCGAUCAACGAUGGGGCCCGUUGGCAUGGCAACCAGUGCCCGUAAAUGCGGAGCCUUUGGAACAAGAUUCAUUACUUCUAGUGAGGAAACCAUGCCCGCAGUACCACAUAGAAAAGCUAAAGGUGAUGGAGUCAGAAGAAAUAAAGAAUAAGAUGAAAAAAUACGAAACACUGUUCGAGGAACUCACGGAAAUCACUGGCAUGAAUAUAAGCAAUUUUGAAGACGUCCAAGAUGUUUACACCACGCUUAUAGCAGAGAAAGGCUUCAACCUUACUUUACCCGAGUGGACCAAAAAUUACUACCCCGAUCAAUUAUACCAACCAACUUUGGAAAGCUACAUCCUGAACACGUACAGUGAUAAAAUGAACAGACUGAGGGGAGGUGUGUUUGUAAAGAAGCUGUUGUCCGAUUGGGAAUCCAAAGCAACCGAUACUCUGGAAAUAAAAGACAUGAGGGCGUAUUUAUACGGCGGGCAUGAUUCUACUAUUGUCAAUAUAAUGAGAGCCUUGAAAAUAUGGGAUAUUCAAUUUCCUGGUUACGGAAUCACUAUAUUGUUCGAACUAUCGAAGGAUAAACACUCUGGCGAAUAUGGAAUAGAGGUAUAUCUAAGAAAUUCCACGAAACUGCCACCAUUCAAACUAACAAUUCCUGGGUGUUCCAGCUUCUGUCCACUAAGCAAGGUGAAAUAUCUGACUCAGGAAAUAAUUCCAGUCGACUGGGAUGAGGAGUGCAAGACUGACAAUCCAGAUUUUGUUGUACCAACACCUGGAGGUCCUUAAAUAUGGCUAAGAACUUGACGCUUGACGAAGACCGGAGAGUGACAUACCACGACAUACCUAACACCUUCAUGCAUCAGCAGUUUAUUAUUCAAUUCUAAGAACCGGAGAGCAAGCGGAAACUACCAUAACACAGUGGGAUGCCUAGCCAGCCUAGAGUACCAUUUUUACUAAAAAAGCACCACAUUCAUUUAUAGUCAAGAACAAUACUAUGCUGGAAAAUAUAAUAUAAUCGUGUUUAAUGUGUCAUUUGAAACUUAUCUUGCUGCUAAAAUAAACCACAUGAGGGGCGCAAAAUUCUCAAUCAAGGGCGAAUCCAGGGGGAACGUGACCCCGCCUUAUUUUCACGAGUUUAAUCCAGGACUUCAUUUUGAGCAUCCACUACGGACCACCAUGUAUUUAGUUUAAAUAUCGUUUCUUUUAAAAAGGAUGCAAUAAGUCUAAAUAAUAUAACGCCUCUCAACUUAAAAAAAAAAAAAAUGUCUAAAGCAGUAACUUUUUGAAUUCGAACCUUGAUACUAUUAAAAUCUCAAACCAAUUCCAUUCACCGACUUAUCAUCAUCAUUUCACAUCGUAUCAGAUAAAAAAUACUUAUAUUUUUACAUCUAACGAAUAAAUUAAUAAAGGGUUAUCUACAAACGGCUAGGAAAUACUUUUUGAAAAAUCUACUACCAACCUCGCCACCGAAAAAAGUCACUAACAGUCCG